Messenger RNA from Dictyostelium purpureum, 1188 nucleotides. RefSeq lists its product as uncharacterized. The coding region runs from base 1 to 1188 and encodes 395 amino acids. The record is from RefSeq and is a predicted model, not a curated record. The transcript is spliced from 3 exons. NCBI's taxonomy places the organism in Eukaryota, Evosea, Eumycetozoa, Dictyosteliales, Dictyosteliaceae.
AUGGAGAAUACCGGUUACCAAUUACUCACAUUUAACCAAAAUGACAUGAAGGGAAAUAAAUCAUUUUAUGGAGUUGUAAUGGAUCCCAUUAAAAACUUUACCAAACUUAUGGAAAACCUUCAGUUUGGCAAUGAUGGAUUUGCCUUUGGUACUCUGGAGUUAACUUUUGAUGCAAGAUCGGGUGGUGGCCAAGUUUACUAUUCCUGUGCAAAUGUUCGUCUUCAAAAUAAGCCAUAUAAUUUUACAGGUGGAAGAACUAUUGAAAUUCAAGCUACAUUAACCCUUACAGAUGUAAACGGUGAUAAAUUGGGAAGCAUAGAGACUGAUGGUACCCCAGGAGAAUUGUUUAUCCCCGAUUUGGUUGUUAGACAAGAUCAAACCCAAAAUCCAUUUAAAUCUACAAUAGAUGCAAAUGCAGGUUUAAUCAAUCCAACACCUAUUAGAGCUUGUAAUGCAACUUCAAUAAAAGGUUGUCAAAAAACUUCCCCAUGUCACAAUACAGCCACUGAUGGUGAAAUGGUAAACCAAAUUUAUAUUGGUGAAGAUUAUGAUGUCGCUAUUUAUCAAUUAAAUGCAAUGCUAACUAAAACCGAACAAAGUACCUACACACUUCAAUAUUUCCCAUCAAAUUCUAAAGAUGUUGGUAUUCAAUUAUUAACCUUCAACCAAAAGAAUUUCAAAGAAGAUAACAUGAGUAUUAGAGUAGUAAUGGAUGCAAUUAAAAAUAAUCCAAAGUACAAAAAAAUCGAAUUUGACAAAAAUGGUUUUUCAUUUGGUAUUGUCGAGCUUACCUUUGAUGCAAGAGAAAACCCAAAGGAAGAUGACCUUAAAACUGAUCGUGUAUUUUACUCUUGCGCAAGAGUCCGUUUACAAAAGAAACCAGUUCCUAAAGCCAAAGGAACCACUUUCAUUGUAGAUUCAUCAGUUCUUCUUAGAAACACUGAAGAAGGUAUUGGUAAUGCUACUCCAGACUAUCAACCAUAUAAUAUGACCAUUCCUAGAUUAGUAGAACACAAUGCUGAUGAUAGUGGUAGUGGUAGUCAACUCGGAAACAAAGAUCCAAAUGGUGAUUUAAAAACAAACAAUGGAGAAGAAGAAGAAAAACAACAUAAUGGAUCAAACUCAUUAGUUUCUCCAUUUGCUUUUAUUACCCUCUUAUCAUUAAUUUGUACUUUAUUAAAAUUAUAA